This is a messenger RNA of Rotaria sp. Silwood2, 822 nucleotides long. NCBI's taxonomy places the organism in Eukaryota, Metazoa, Rotifera, Eurotatoria, Philodinida, Philodinidae. The record is from the annotation of a GenBank genome assembly.
AUGUUAUCUUAUUGUAAACAGCAAUAUGAAGAACAAAAACUUCAUUGUCAAAUGGAUUCUAUUUAUAAACAAAACUCUUUUUAUAAUUAUAAUAAAAAAAAAGAGUAUUUUAUAUUAUCAUCAUCGUCAUCAUCAUCAGUAUUGACAUCAACAACAAAUAAAUUAAUAUCGAGAAAGAUUAGUGAUUCAAAUGAUGAUGCUUCAUCAUUUUCUCAUGCUAUGUAUAUAACAGUAAAAAAACGUCGUACUACAUCUCCAUCUCAUCAAUCAUUUGAAGAUUGUCAAUGUCUUCAAUUGCCUGAUAUUUGUUCGACUAUAUUAGCGACUUCAAAUUCAUCUGCAACUAAUUCUCUUUUGACUACUACUUUUACUGAACCAAAUAAUUCUAUUAUCAAAUCAACUAAUUUUACAAGUUCAAUACCAACAUCUCGAGCUGAAAUACGUCAUAAAAGUGAAAUUGAAAUAGAAGUUAAACACGAAAAACAACAGCCAUUAAACAAUACAGUUAAGAAUAGUAUUUCAUCAAUACCAACAUCAUCUUAUUCAUCAGUCAUACGUCCAACAGGUAUAACAAAUAAACAAACAUCAAUAAUAAAUUCUGAUGAAAAUUCUUUAUCAUCACAAUAUCAAAUACCUAAACGUCGUAUUUUGACAAAUUCAGUUCAAACUCAAACAUUACCAUUACUAUUAAAUCAAUCAGAUCAUCAAAUACAACAACAAAAACUUAAAGCAUUAACCGAUGAAACACUAUCAAAAAAUGAAAAGAUACAAGCACUUCUACGUGAACUCGGCGAUUAUCAAGUGAGAGUUUAUGAUUUGUAG